Messenger RNA from Frieseomelitta varia, 807 nucleotides. It is a transcript of the gene Grx3, whose product is annotated as glutaredoxin 3. The transcript has 2 exons. Lineage: Eukaryota; Metazoa; Arthropoda; Insecta; Hymenoptera; Apidae. The record is from RefSeq and is a predicted model, not a curated record. The coding region runs from base 137 to 805 and encodes 222 amino acids.
GUAAUUGAGCAUUUGUGAUAUAAAAUCUCCAUGAGAGUGGUGUUGAAAGUCGCGUAGAAAUCGUGACGUUUAAAUAUAUUUGUAAAAUAGUUUUUAUUAUCGCGUGUUUAUCAUAUAAAAAAAAGAAAGUGACAGAAUGUCUGUCACUAAUCUUGAAUCUCAACAAGAAUACGAGAACUAUGUUAAGUCACAAGAUCUUUCCGUCGUUCACUUCUACACACCUUGGGCCGAUCAGUGUUCGCAGAUAAACGACGUGAUAGAGGAAAUGAGCAAACUGGCCGAGUACAAGAGAGUUAAAUUCGCAAAGAUUGAAGCUGAAAAGCUGCCUGACUUGUCGUUAAAAGUUGGCAUCAGUGCAGUACCGACGAUUAUUCUCAUAAGGAAUGAUACUAUACUCGAUAGAAUCGACGGAGCUGACCCAUCUGCGAUAGCGCAAAAGAUCAAGCGUCAUUUGAGCAACAACGAUAUUUCAAUCGACGCGUGUAAACCGAAAGAAAAACUUGAAGAAAGACUAAAGAAAUUAAUAAAUCAAGCGUCUUGUAUGUUGUUCAUGAAAGGAUCCCCCACAAAUCCACGCUGUGGAUUUUCUAGAAUAAUAGUCUCUAUCCUAGAUUCCUACAAGGCAGAUUAUCAGACGUUUGAUAUUUUGCAAGAUAAUGAUGUUAGAGAAGGACUUAAAAAGUUUAGCGAUUGGCCAACGUAUCCUCAGUUGUACAUUAAUGGGGAACUCAUUGGAGGAUUAGAUAUUGUAAAAGAACUGGUCGAUUCUGGAGAGCUGGAGAACAUGUUACCUAAGAAGAGUUAAUA